Sciurus carolinensis (gray squirrel) is the source of this 5533-nucleotide messenger RNA. It is a transcript of the gene Ints4, whose product is annotated as integrator complex subunit 4. Gene Ontology annotation, biological process: snRNA processing. Gene Ontology annotation, cellular component: integrator complex. NCBI's taxonomy places the organism in Eukaryota, Metazoa, Chordata, Mammalia, Rodentia, Sciuridae. The transcript has 24 exons. The coding region runs from base 42 to 2966 and encodes 974 amino acids. The record is from RefSeq and is a predicted model, not a curated record.
UCCCUUGUUGUGUACGGAAGCCGAAAGGGCUGGGGGUAGACAUGGCGGCGCACCUUAAAAAGCGGGUGUAUGAGGAGUUCACAAAAGUGGUUCAGCAACAACAGGAGGAAAUUGCUACUAAGAAACUUCGACUGACAAAACCAAGUAAAUCUGCAGCACUCCAUAUAGAUUUGUGUAAAGCUACUUCCCCAGCGGAUGCUUUGCAGUACCUACUGCAGUUUGCCAGAAAGCCUGUUGAGGCAGAGAGUGUGGAGGGAGUGGUCAGAAUUCUUUUGGAACAUUAUUACAAGGAAAAUGAUCCAUCUGUGAGACUGAAAAUUGCAUCAUUGUUGGGUUUAUUAUCAAAGACUGCAGGAUUUUCGCCAGAUUGCAUUAUAGAUGAUGCCAUUAACAUACUACAGAAUGAAAAGUCUCAUCAAGUCCUAGCUCAACUCCUGGACACUUUGCUUGCGAUUGGCACUAAAUUACCAGAGAAUCAAGCUAUCCAGACACGAUUAGUUGAUGUAGCCUGCAAGCACUUGACAGAUACCUCUCAUGGUGUAAGAAAUAAGUGCCUGCAAUUACUUGGCAAUCUUGGCUCUUUGGAGAAAAGUAUCACAAAAGAUACAGAAGGUCUAACUGCCAGAGAUGUCCAGAAGAUUAUAGGGGAUUAUUUCAGUGACCAAGAUCCACGUGUCAGAACAGCAGCUAUAAAAGCCAUGUUGCAGCUCCAUGAAAGAGGACUGAAAUUACACCAAACAAUUUAUAAUCAGGCCUGUAAAUUGCUCUCUGAUGACUACGAACAAGUGCGCAGUGCUGCAGUCCAGCUUAUCUGGGUUAUCAGUCAGCUCUAUCCUGAAAGCAUUGUCCCAAUCCCUUCUUCUAAUGAAGAAAUCCGUUUAGUUGAUGAUGCUUUUGGAAAAAUUUGCCACAUGGUCAGUGAUGGCUCCUGGGUGGUUCGUGUUCAAGCUGCAAAGCUAUUGGGAUCUAUGGAGCAAGUCAGUUCUCAUUUCUUGGAGCAGACCCUUGACAAGAAACUGAUGUCAGAUCUGAGGAGGAAGCGUACUGCACAUGAGCGUGCCAAGGAACUUUAUAGUUCAGGGGAGUUUUCCAGUGGCAGAAAGUGGGGAGAUGAUGCUCCUAAGGAAGAAAUAGAUACAGGGGCUGUGAACUUGAUCGAAUCAGGAGCUUGUGGAGCCUUUGUUCAUGGGUUGGAAGAUGAGAUGUAUGAGGUUCGAAUUGCUGCUGUGGAGGCUCUCUGCAUGCUGGCCCAGUCUUCGCCCUCUUUUGCUGAGAAGUGCCUUGAUUUCUUGGUUGACAUGUUUAAUGAUGAAAUUGAGGAGGUACGUCUACAGUCCAUACAUACCAUGAGAAAAAUCUCAAAUAAUAUCACCCUCCGAGAAGAUCAACUUGACACUGUCUUGGCUGUGUUAGAGGAUUCAUCCAGAGAUAUUAGAGAGGCCCUUCAUGAACUCUUAUGCUGUACUAAUGUUUCAACCAAAGAAGGCAUUCAUCUUGCACUAGUAGAGCUGCUGAAAAAUUUAACCAAGUACCCUACUGAUAGAGAUUCCAUAUGGAAGUGCUUGAAGUUCCUGGGAAGUCGGCAUCCAACCCUGGUGCUUCCUUUGGUGCCAGAGCUCUUGAGCACCCACCCAUUUUUUGACACAGCUGAACCGGACAUGGAUGACCCAGCCUACAUUGCAGUUUUGGUGCUUAUUUUCAAUGCUGCUAAAACCUGUCCAACAAUGCCAGCAUUGUUCUCAGAUCACACCUUCAGGCACUAUGCCUACCUCCGAGACAGUCUUUCUCAUCUUGUUCCUGCCUUGAGGUUGCCAGGUAGAAAACUAGUGUCACCUGCAGUCUCCCCCAACAUCACACCCCAUGAGGAUCCUUCCCAACAAUUUCUGCAGCAAAGCCUCGAAAGAGUAUAUAGUCUCCAGCAUCUGGACCCUCAGGGAGCCCAGGAGCUGCUCGAGUUCACCAUCAGGGAUCUGCAAAGACUUGGAGAACUUCAGUCUGAGUUGGCAGGAGUAGCUGACUUCUCUGCUGCCUAUCUUCGGUGUCAACUACUUCUCAUCAAGGCAUUGCAGGAAAAGCUGUGGAAUGUUGCUGCCCCUUUGUAUCUAAAGCAGAGUGAUUUGGCCUCAGCAGCAGCAAAACAGAUCAUGGAAGAAACCUACAAAAUGGAGUUCAUGUACAGUGGAGUAGAUAAUAAGCAAGUGGUGAUUAUACAUCACAUGAGGCUUCAGGCCAAAGCUUUGCAGCUUAUAGUAACUGCACGAACUACUCGAGGAAUUCAGAAAUUUCAGCAGGAUAUGUCUAGAGUCGACCCUUUAUUUGGGAUGUGUGAAAAAUUUUUACAGGAAGUGGACUUUUUUCAGAGGUGUUUCAUCGCUGAUUUGCCCCAUUUGCAGGACAGCUUUGUGGACAAACUUCUUGACCUUAUGCCCCGACUCAUGACAUCCAAACCUGCCGAAGUGGUCAAAAUUCUACAGACCAUGCUGCGUCAGAGUACUUUCUUGCACCUCCCCCUUCCAGAGCAGAUCCACAAAGCUUCUGCUACUAUUAUUGAGCCAGCAGGAGAAUCAGAUAACCCUUUGCGGUUUACAUCUGGGUUGGUGGUGGCCUUGGAUGUCGAUGCAACCCUGGAACAUGUGCAGGAUCCUCAGAACACUGUGAAGAUCCAGGUCUUAUAUCCGGAUGGCCAAGCUCAAAUGAUCCACCCCAAACCUGCAGACUUCCGGAAUCCUGGCCCAGGGCGUCACCGUCUCAUCACUCAAGUGUACCUCUCCCAUACCGCCUGGACAGAACCAUGCCAGGUGGAAGUAAGGCUGCUGCUGGCCUACAACUCCAGUGCUCGCAUUCCGAAAUCCCCCUGGAUGGAGAGUGGUGAGGUAUCACCGCAGGUGGAGACAAGCAUCGAGGGCACCAUCCCCUUCAGCAAACCUGUGAAAGUCUACAUCAUGCCCAAACCUGCACGGCGCUGAGUCACAGUCUUCACAGCCAUGGUCGAGAAGGUCCUUCUUAGAUGUCAGUGAGCCAGAAGCCUAGAGAAGUCCACCUGGAAUUGACUUGUAGGGCACGUGACUCUUACAGACUCACUUGAUAUCACACAGAAUAAAUUAUUAUUUUUUUAUUUUUAAAAAAACAAAGCCCUUUCAGUUUACCUUUUCUUUCCACAUUAAUAGAGAAAACACCAAACUGUUCUAGUUUGGCCAUAGCUUCAGCAUUUAUACCACAUGCUUAUGUGCUUGAUUCUACGGUGUGAAACACAGACAACCAAUUUUCCAGCCACUUCCAAAGAACUUUAUUUAAGCCAUAAUCCUCUUUCUUGAAGUGAUAGUCUUGUUUACCACGGCCAAUUCUAAAGCUGCUUUAACAGCUGCACUUUUUUUAUGACUGAAAGUUCCUAAAGGACCUUAGACAUCCAUUAUCUUGCUGAGAGGCCUCUUCCCUAACGCAGUCGAUGCCUGGGCCAACGACUGAAUAGCUGGAGAAUGAAUCAUUUCCAUCCUGAGGGAGAUUCUUAAUCUUGCCUGACAUUAUCCUUAGAACCUCUUCCUUUAUUAAAAUAAUAUAGAAAAGCCAUAUUUUAGAAAAGAAAUCAGCAUUAUGGGAAAGAGGGACCCAGCAUAAGAAAUAAAGUCAUUUCCUGCUGCAUCCAUGAUGAGUUGGAGCUGUGUGUGAAUAACAGGUGCAGUUAUGAUGGAAUUAUAGUCAGUGCUACAGAGCUUAACCAUGUGGUGGGACCUGUGCUGUAUGCUCUACCUAUCAUUUAAUCUUUACAACAAAUGAGGCUUAGAAAUUAAGUCACUGGUGGGAAAACUACAAAAAGUAGUUAAUCUUAUAUUCAUUCAAAUCCAAGAAGAUCCCAGAGACCUAAACUAUUCCACCUCAGAGAAUGCAUGAAUGCUGUGAUUUGAAUGUGUCCCCCAAGGCUCAUGUCUUGGAAGCUUAAUCCCCAAAGCAGCAGUGUUAGGAGGUGAGUUCUCAUGAAAGGCAAUGAGGUCAUGGGGGCCUUGCCUCCGAUGGAUUAAUGUCAUUACAUGGGAAUGGGUUAGUUAUCACAAAGCAGGAAGCAAGUUUGGCUUCCUGCUGUUUCUUGCCCUUUUACCCUCUGCCAUGGGAUGACAUAGCACAAAGACCCUCACCAAGAGCCAGCACCAUGCUUUUGGAAUUUCCAGCCUCCAGAACUGUGAGCCAAAUAAAUUUCUGUCCAUUAUAAAGUACCCAUUCUUGGGUAGUUAGUUACAGCAGUAGAAAAUGGAGGAAGACAGUGGCAAUGAGGUUUUAAGUCUUCAGUUUCCUCAUCUGUAAAAGAGAAGUAAUUAUAUGUCAAGGGAGUCUUAAUCAUAUUUGGUACUUGGAAAGCUUAUAAAAAUAAUAGCAAGAUUACAUAAUUACUUGGAGGUGGAGUUGGAAUUUAAAUUCAAGCAUGUUGUAAAUUUUUGAUGCACUACUGUGUGCCUAACCCUUUGCACAAUUAACUUAAUUAACCCUCACAAACAACCUGUGAAGUAGGUCCUGCUCUCUUCAGUUGAAAAUAUUGCAGUGGAAGUUCAAAGAAAUUAACUUUCCUAGAUCAUGGAACUUGAACUCUGACAGGCAGUCUGGCUUCAAGAGGUCAUACCUGUAUAGAGGGAGGAAGGGAAAUCUCCAGGGGAUGGACUUUUCUAGUGUGCUCACCUGUUGUAUACAUCUCAAGGAUGUCACAACAGAUCCUCAGGUCAUCACAGCAAGAUGUGUCCAGAAAAAGGUGUCUUUUGUGGAAAUAAAAUGAAGCUCAAAGUCAGCUGAAUCGUAUUGAGGCCCCAACCUGAUGGCAGUUGAUAGGUUGGAGCAUAGAUUAAAAACAUGAAGACUUAAUGCUGCUCACUGAGCCCAUCAUGCCAUAACUGUUGAAAGCCUUCUAAAAGAAGAAUAUGCUGAAUACUUUUCAGAUACAAUGCCUCCUUUAUAAAAACCUUUUCAGAGCUAGGCAUGGUCGUGCAUGCCUGUAGUCCCAGCAACUCGGGAGGCUGAGGCAAGAGGAUCAGUCUGAGCAACUUAGUGAGACCCUCUCUCAAAAUGAAAAAUAAAACAUCCAAAAUGUAGUGAUUCUUCUCCUAAAAGUGGAUGUACAUUAAGGAGCAGAUUUUGGCUUAGUUAUCAGAAGAAAUUUUGUAAACUGUGAGAAUUGAACAGACUAUACUCUAGAAGGUAUGGAAUUUGCCAUGUUGGAUGGGUUUGGACGGAGGUUGAGCAAGCUUCUGUCAAGUCUGCUACUGAGGAAUUCAAUUAUUUGAGGGGGUGGGCUCAACCUUUUAAAUUCCUUGUACCCAUGAAAUUCAGGUUAUGUGAAAAUGAGAAUUUUUAAUUUUUCUUCAUCACAUUCCACAUUUUUUUCACUGAAUAUCUCAUAAAGGCCUGGAACGGAGCACAAAGUACCCUUCAGUGUGAUACCUUCAUUUUUAAGUGAAUAUGAGAGAGACUGAGCUAGAGUGGUAAAGCCAAGGCUGGAACACAAGCCUCCUGAUUCCUAAUGUGAUUUUAUUUUUUUGUAGUUGUAGAUGGA